UAAAUUUCAAAACAACCUCAACUCUUCGACAGAGUAACCCUAACCCCAACCCUUUUUUAUCACUCCUGCGCGUCUCAUCACGCUCAUCACGCUCAUCAUCGAACUUCUCAUCAUCAGCGGCUAUUUUCCGAGUCGGACAUACUGUGCAUCCAUGUCAGGACGUGGAAGAGGGCGUCCUGCGUCGCGUUCGGCGCAGGAACCAGCCGCGGGCUCCAGUCGCCGCUCGACGCGCCAGCAGCAACAACACCAGAACAUGCCACAACCAGAAGAGCCACAACAGCAUGGUGAUUCUUCUGAGCAGCAGCAUGAGGAACACCAGCCACAGGAUGGACAGCAACUGGAACACGACCUAGACCCUCAAUUGGAGGACCCCAUGUCUGCGGCGCUGUAUAACCAAGUCAUCGAUCCGGCCAUCUCGGGCCCGCAAGAUGGCGGCAUGCCUCCCCCGCCUGUCCCCAGUGCUAAGAGCGUACGGGGGCAGGCCGGGCCGCCUUUCGCCCGCCGGAACACGCGCCGCACUUCAGAGACGCCCGGCAGCAGCAGCAGCAUGAGCAUCAGGAGCGCUCCUGUCACUGACGCGUUCUCAUCCCAACAAGAACCCCAUGGCACCGCACUGAAUAGGCCUGCUACGGGUAUCAUGUUCGAGCCACCUAGCCACGCUCCAUCUACGGUAUCCUCUGCCACUAAUGAUACGCCCGGCCGCGAAGCGGCGAGGGCGAGGCUUAUGACUGCCAUGCUGUCGCGUCUGUUUACCGCUGCCGAUGAUUUCUUCAUGCAUCUUUGCAGCGAACAGGUUGACCAGGAGACGUGGGAGGGGGAGCGGGAGGGCUUUAAGAAGGCCUUCGAAGCAUACCGCACUUACUACGUACGCGAUGAUACCGAGCCGGUCGUCAACCCGACUUUCGUUACCGAUGUGAUGCGGCUGGAAAAGGCGUCUUUGCAUUGGUACAAGGUCGUCAGAGUUGUGUCGGCGGCGAAUCUCGUCAUGCUCCUCGGGGACACCACCCCGGGCAACCAGGAAUCCCCCUUAUCACUACACGCAUUGGAGUCGAAUUUUCCCGACUGCUUCAUCGGCGAAGGUUCCAUCAACGCAGACAACGCGAUGAACCAGCAAAUUAUUGAGCAGAUCCUAAUGAUCCGCACGCAGCUGACCAUCCUUCGUUUGAAGGAACUUGCGAAGAGCUCUGGGCCGUUCCAUCCUCGCCUCCAGGUUGCUGGCAUCUGGUGCGACGGUGACGUGUCUCUCGAAUCGAUCGAGGCUUUUCUAGGAAACAAUAAUGACGGUCUCCAGCUCAAGCCCAUCGCACCGGCCGAGUCCGAGGUGGCUGCGCUGGCGAGGGAUCGGAAUGCUAUUCCUACUCGCUUCGGCUCCAUUUGCAAGAUGCUGCCCGAUCAAGAGGUCGACGGUGACAGCCUCGACCUAAGCCAGUUUGAGACGCUGUAUCCUUUCCCAGAUUUCCUCGACAAUCUGGGGAACUUUACCAAGACCUGCUUCGAAAGCAUCAAAUUGCAGCUCCACCAGGAGUCCGUACACUCGAGCGCCACCUCUAGGGCCGAUUCGCAGAUUCGGUCGCAGCUCGAGGCCGACUCAAUUGGCCAGGCGUUCGAUCGGGCAGACCUUGAUGUGCAACCAGCGUUCAACAUGAACUCUUUGCGGAUGUUGAAGCAAUUAGAACAACAGGGGGCUUCAAUGUACGGCGAUAAUCAUGGAUUGCCCCCUAGCUCAUAUCCGCCAGCACCGCGGAUCCCUUAUCCGCCAGGCUUCAGCAGUCCUUCGCAUGCUCUGGGGUAUGGUGACCCAUCCCAGCAGAGCGGCUUUCAGCCGCCCGGCUCCAUCUACGCCGAGUCGGCGGUCCAGGCUUUGGGCAGGAAGAGACAGGCUCAGGGCGAGCCAUCAACCGGCGAUGGAACUGCCGGACCGGCCGGAUCGCCAGCAAAGAAGACGCGCGUUAGGCGUAAGAAGAACGUGGUUCCAGGGGUUCCAGAAGCUGCCAUGGGCGCUCCUUCUACAGGUGCUCCCGGAAGCGCGCCGGUUGCUCCGUCGCAAUAUCCGCCGUUACCUGGAACACAGGACGAGCCUGACUUCGAUGCUCUCUCGCAGCGGACGAGGGAGAUAUCGGCUGCGGCUCGCAAGGUCAAAGAGCCCCAGGUUCGCUCUGGCUGGGUGCGCCGGGAUAUCCUCCUGCUUGUCAAGGCAGUUAAUACCUACCAAUGCAAGUGGAGCACCAUCGAAAAGGAAAUCAAGGCGGGCACAAUCCCGUUUGAGCGCCCGCGUGAUCAGCAGGCACUUCGGGACAAGGCGCGCCUGUUGAAGCAAGAUUUCCUGAAGACUGAUACCCUCCUUCCCCGAGGCUUUGACCUUGUCGUCCUCGGCAAAAAGGAGAAAGAGGCGGUCAAGAGCGUGGGCAAAAACCCGGACCGUAAAGAAGAGGAUGUUGACGAGAACGGACAACCCAUCAAUACGGAGUUCAGCGCCGAGGUAAUGGCCCCGCGGGGUGCCCUCUUAGACCAGCUUCCGCCGGUUGAACCCCAGCCUGAGCAGCAGCAGCAGCCCGAGCCCGAAUCCCAACCAGAGCCACAGCAAGCAGUACCAGAGCAGAUCGCUGCUGCAUAGGCUGGGCUCGUAUCCAUGGCUAUGGCCAUGAUCAAAAAGGGGAAUAUCCUUCAAAGUUUUGAUGCAGGUUUUCGCUUUGCUUACCCCGGUUCGAUCAAUAAUUUACGGCUCAUGGGGGGCUUGGAAUUGACGGUAACCAUCAGAGCUUCUUGUCGACUAUGGGGGACUUGAUCCUUGACUGACGUUGAACUGUCUAUCGGGGCAUGGAUCGGUCGAAGGAUGAAGUACAUUAGUCUAUUUUGCCGGUGUAGUCAGCGGUAUAAUCGUGGGUUCUUUUUGUCCCAAAUUGUAGCAACAGGUAGCAACCAAGUUCAUCGAGG
Molecule: messenger RNA, 2934 nt
Organism: Chaetomium fimeti
Lineage: Eukaryota; Fungi; Ascomycota; Sordariomycetes; Sordariales; Chaetomiaceae
Exons: 4
Coding region: 152-2614 (820 amino acids)
Source: RefSeq, a predicted model, not a curated record